Molecule: messenger RNA, 2118 nt
Organism: Knipowitschia caucasica
Lineage: Eukaryota; Metazoa; Chordata; Actinopteri; Gobiiformes; Gobiidae
Source: the annotation of a GenBank genome assembly
AUGGCAGUUCAGAAGGUUCUCCAGGUGGAUCUGAAAAUGGAGAGCUUCCCGGAGCCUCUGGGCAGUCGGAGGUUGGCCUGGCAGGUGGAAUACCCCUCAAGCCGCAGCAGCACUCAGGAGGUGGAGACUGCGAUCGCACUGGCGCAGGAGGAGCUGGCGGGCAUCGUGCCUUUAGCUAUGGACUCCGAGAUCCUGAACACGGCCGUCCUAACGGGGAAAACGGUGGCUGUGCCGCUCAAAGUGGUGACUGUGGGUCUGGACGCCUCCAUCAGCGACGUGUCGGAGAAGGUCAUGUGUGCAUCCACCGAUGAAGACGUGGUGAAGGUGUCAGACCGAUGUGACUACGUCUUUGUCAAUGGGAAGGAGAUGAAGGGCAGAGUGAGGAUGAUGGUGAACUUCACCUAUGGAUAUUUGAGUGCUCAGCUUGAGCUCCGUGUGUGGAUCCCUCGACUGCCCCUACAGAUGGAGGUCUCUGACACAGAGCUGAGUCAGAUCAAAGGCUGGAGGGUACCUAUUACAGCCAACACUCAGAGGGCUACACGGGACAGUGAGGAUGAGGAGGAUGAAGAGAGGCGUGGUCGCAGCUGCACCUUACAGUACCAGCACGCUCUGGUUCGGAUCCUCACUCACUUUGUGGCGGAGUCAGAGGCGCGGGGCCAGAGCAGCUUCAUGCUGGGCACUGACUGGCAGAUGGACAUCACUGAGCUGGUGUGGGACUUCCUCAAAGUGGAGGACGAGCACAUAGUGCAGCUCAUCAACAGGAGGACUCUGGUGGGACGAGGACCCGGCAUGACCUCUAUACAGGUGCUCUCCCCUCUGUCCGACUCCAUCCUGGCAGAGAAGACCAUCACGGUGGUGGAGGAGAAAGUGACCAUCACAGAGUUAGGGGUUCAGCUGGUGAGUGGACUCAGCAUGGACCUCCAGCUGAGCACCGGGAGUAACCGCGCUGUACUCGCCACGACCACCACACAAGAAGUGCUCAGCAGUCCAAAACAGGAGGCUCUGAUCAGUGCCUGGCUGCAGUUUAGCGAUGGCACCGUGGUUCCGCUGGAUCUCUACAACAGAGACUACUUCAUCCUUAGCGCCAUGUCUCUGGAUGAAGAGGUGAUCACAGUGCACCAAGACCCCUCCUGGAAGUGGCCCAUGAUCGUGACUGAAUCCGAAGGCCAGGGACUGCUUAUCCGGGUGGAAAUGACCGUUUGUGAGAUGUGCCAGAAAUAUAAACGACGGAGCGUUUUGGCCGCCGGCAACGGUAACAUACGGGUCCAGUUUGGGCGCGAUGAUAGGAGCAGCGAUUAUGACGACAUGGAGGCGAGAGGGAGGCCUUCCCAGGAUCGGACCGAUACUGGCACACUGUACUACAGCAGCUCCAUCUCCGAAAUGGAAGACGGAGUGCUUCGCAGGGCCACCACCACAAGAAGUGCAAUAAUGCGCAGACCAAACGGGGAUAAACUUUCCGACGACAGCAACCAGGCGGAUUUCACGGACUUUCCUGCUCAAGUCGACCUCCCGCGAGGACGCAACAUGGAGGACGACUUAAUCACAGCACGUGGACUGACAGACUUGGAGAUAGGAAUGUACGCGCUCUUAGGGGUCUUCUGUCUCGCGAUUCUGGUGUUUCUAAUCAACUGCAUAUCGUACACCCUGAAAUAUCGCCACAAAGAACUUUCGAUCGAAGGCCAAGAGACUAUGAACCACUCUCAUGACUGGGUGUGGCUCGGUAAUGACGCUGAGCUGCUAGAAAGCCAGAUCAGCCUGUCGCCACAGCAAGAAGAGCAGACUUCCAUGAUAGACUGCAGCAGUGGCCUUGAGGAAGGGAGUCACUUGCUCAAUGGAGGUACGGUGCAGAAAAACGUCCAGGGGCAAGUUCACCGGACGUGCGACGCAAGCGGGAAGGACAAAGGAGACUCGCCGACUAGCAAAAGGAAGAGAGUGAAAUUCACCACUUUUACCACUAUUCCAACAGAGAGUAACUACCCCACUGUAAACACACUGAGCAGCAGCCACAGCCAAGACAUUACGUGGGUGUGCCAGGACGUGGAGCUAGAGGGCGCCAAGGAGUUGCGCAAUUAUAUGGAGAGGCUAAACGACAGUGCGCUGAUGAAAGACGUGGUGUGA